Molecule: messenger RNA, 984 nt
Organism: Talaromyces amestolkiae
Lineage: Eukaryota; Fungi; Ascomycota; Eurotiomycetes; Eurotiales; Trichocomaceae
Exons: 3
Coding region: 1-984 (327 amino acids)
Cellular component (GO): mRNA cleavage and polyadenylation specificity factor complex
Molecular function (GO): RNA binding
Source: RefSeq, a predicted model, not a curated record
AUGGAGGAAGACGAUGAUGAUCUUUACGACCCUGCUGACUCCUUUCCGCCUCAGCAGGAGCACAGUAACUAUAACCAGACCUCUGAAGACACAAAACCUGCGGACUCUUACGAUUUUGAAGAAGAGGAAGAGGACGACGAUGAUGAUUUCAAUAUUAUCACAGAAGCUCCUGCAGAUGCAGGCCAAAGCCUUGCACAUCCCCGACAUGCAGCAUUAGCCGGUGAGGGUCAACGAUCAGUAUCGGUCGAUAUGAAACCGUCAACACCGACACUUGCGAUCAAAGCCGAGAGCGCUACGCCCGCACCUAUACAAGGCAGACCGGUAGCAACCUUGAAACCCGGUACAGACUAUCCAGCCAUACACACAUCGACAAUCGACGUGAACGGAAACCCAAUACAUCCCGUCACAGGCAAACCCAUUACUUCAACAGAUCUAGAUACCGACUUCCCAUCGGAAGAUGAGAAGCCAUGGAGACGUCCCGGAACAGAUAUUACGGAUUUCUUCAACUACGGAUUCGACGAGUUUACGUGGGCGAGCUACUGCCUCAAGCAACAACAACUGCGCAACGAGGUAUCAGAUCAGAAAAAACAAUUGGAUGAGAUGCAGGCGUUCAUGUCGAUGGGAGCAAUGCCCGGAAUGCCAGGCGCGCCCACCCCAACACCAGCACCGCCCACUCAAGCCGCUCCUGCUGCUGCAGGUAUGGCGGGUAUGCCUGCAAUGCCYGGGAUGCCGGAUAUGUCGCCAGAUAUGAUGCAGGGAAUGCUUGCGAAUAUGAUGUCUCAGGGUCUCGAUCCCUCGGCAAUGGAUCCGAUAAAUUUUAUGCAGCAUAUGCAGGCCAUGAUGGGUGGUGGACAGCCGGGCGGCGGGCAACAGAACCAGGGAUAUCCCGCGCAGGGCAAUCAGCAGCAGAUGGGUUAUGGAGGUUAUAAUCAGCAGGGAGGCUAUGGUGGAGGACGCGGACGGGGAGGAGGUCGAAGGUGGUGA